Verruconis gallopava is the source of this 1408-nucleotide messenger RNA. RefSeq lists its product as uncharacterized. The coding region runs from base 275 to 1318 and encodes 347 amino acids. NCBI's taxonomy places the organism in Eukaryota, Fungi, Ascomycota, Dothideomycetes, Venturiales, Sympoventuriaceae. The record is from RefSeq and is a predicted model, not a curated record. The transcript has 2 exons.
CUCAACCCUUUAACCAUUUCGACGGAACACUGCUGUUGCAAAGUGCUCUCUGAUCCGAAAGUGGCAUCAGCCUCGUUACAUUGUCCACUGUUCUCCAAGAUUUUACGGGAUAUCUCGGUCCAUGACAUGAAUCUCCGCAGCGGGGUUGCGUAGAGCCGCCGACCAUGGACAUAAUCCACCGAGUCGCGAACAGCUGCGCAGCCCAAUCCACGAGCACCCCAGCCCAAGUAAGUAUAUGUUGUAAGCGAGAGUGGCCGCAUGCGUAUUCGCUGUGAUGUCCCUGUACUGGUAUACUCCUACACCCAAGGAGCAUCUAAACUCCGGGGAUCAAAAACGCGUAUCACCGAACAACAUGGCGAACCGUGUGUUCACCGUCCAGCCAUCUGAGCUCAAAAACAUUAAGAACAAGGUCGUCGUGAUCACCGGCGGAGCAUCCGGCAUUGGCCUUGCUACAGGAAAGCUCCUCAUCAGCCUCGACCCUUCCAACAAGAUUGGCAUCAUCGACCGCAGCCCUCCGCCGCCGUCUUUCGCGUCCGCCUCAAACGCCCACCGGAUUCUCUACCAGAAGUGUGAAAUCACCGACUGGAAGUCGCAGCGCGCCGCUUUCGCCAACAUCGCCAGACACUAUGGCCGCAUCGACGCGGUCUACGCGAACGCGGGCAUCGCCGAGUACGGCGACCAAUUCUUCGACGAGACCAUGGACGCGUCCGGCCAGCUGGCCGAGCCGGACAGACGGGUGCUGAAAAUCGACAUGGACGCGGCGGCGGACACGGUGCGGCUUGCGAUUCACCACCUGCGGAAGAACCCCGAGGGAGGCAGCAUCGUCAUCACGGCAAGCUUGGCUGGAUACUUGGCCAGCGCAGGUGCUGGGCUGUACAGCGCUGCGAAGCACGGCGUCGUGGGCCUCAUGAGAGCCUUGAAGCAGGACACCAAGAAGUUCAACAUCGCCAUCUCCGUCGUCGCGCCUGCGAUAACCAAGACGCCCAUCCUCGUCGGAAACCGCGAGGCCGAGAUGAACAUCCAAAGCGGAGUCUCCACGGAAGACGCUAUCAACCAGUGGUCGGAGAAGAUGAGCAAGGUUGGUGUACCGAUCAACACGGCCGAGGGCAUCGCGCUUGCUGUAUGUCACUUAAUUGACGGCGGAAUGCAACGGAACGGCGCCGGCUAUCUGGUUCAGGCGGACAAGAUAUGGGACUUUGAAGCCGGACUCGCAAAGAGCAGAGAGAUCUGGAUGAGCAAGGAGAUGCUGGAUCUGUUCAGAGGCGGCAGGAGCGCCCCGCUGUUUACAAGGGUCGACGAUCCUAAAGCUAAGAUGUAACAGGUACGCCUACGAAAGCAAAAAUCACCGGCCGCUUCUCUCCCAAAUGUGAUGAUUGCUAGCUCUUUGCCUUGACCUAUUCGUCCAGCU